Molecule: messenger RNA, 8494 nt
Organism: Calidris pugnax (ruff)
Lineage: Eukaryota; Metazoa; Chordata; Aves; Charadriiformes; Scolopacidae
Gene: MPDZ
Product: multiple PDZ domain protein
Exons: 49
Coding region: 82-6396 (2104 amino acids)
Molecular function (GO): protein binding
Source: RefSeq, a predicted model, not a curated record
AUAUGUCCUGUCAGUAAAACGGGAGAUACUGUAUUUGCUGCCUCUUACCAUUGUUGGAAUAGAAGCUGAGAAGCAGAAAACAUGUUGGAAACAAUUGAUACACAUCGGGCCCUCCAGGCCAUGGAGCGCUUACAGGCAAAACUUCGGGAUCGAGGUGACAGUGCAAAUGAGGAGAAACUGAGCUUAUUAAAAUCAGUGCUGCAGAGUCCUCUCUUUAACCAAAUUCUCACCCUUCAGACUUCGGUUCAACAACUGAAGGAUCAGGUAAAUAUUACACCUUCCAUACACUCCACUGGUGAAUUCCCCCAGCUUCUCCAUCAUGGUGUGAACGUAGGGACCUUACCACAUAAUGAGUCAUAUUUGUUGGCUCAACAGAAUGGCAGCCCAGCUAAUGUGCUAGAAGCAUCGAUGAGAUCCAUUACUCCUCAGAUUAAUGGGAAGUCCUCUAGUGAUGACUUUGAGCAGCUGAUCAGAAAUAUGUCCCAGGGUCGUCUUGUUGAGACCAUUGAGCUUAAUAAACCUGUAAGUGGUGGUCUGGGCUUCAGUGUUGUAGGACUGAAGAGUGAAAACAGGGGAGAACUAGGAAUAUUUGUGCAAGAAAUCCAGGAGGGAAGUGUGGCACAUCGAGAUGGAAAGCUGAAGGAAGCAGAUCAAAUCCUUGCUAUUAACGGACAAGCCCUUGAUCAGACAAUUACACAUCAACAAGCUAUCAGCAUCCUACAGAAAGCAAAAGAUAAUGUCCAGCUAGUUGUGGCCAGGGGCACUUUCCCUCAGCUCAUCAGUCCUGUAGUUUCCCGGUCUCCAUCUGCUGCUAGCACAGUUUCAGCCCAUUCCAACCCGGUUCACUGGCAGCAUGUGGAGACAAUCGAGUUGGUGAAUGAUGGCUCAGGCCUGGGAUUUGGGAUAGUGGGAGGAAAGUCAACUGGAGUGAUUGUUAAAACCAUUCUUCCAGGAGGGGUGGCUGAUCAGCAUGGGAGAUUGUGUAGUGGAGACCACAUCCUGAAAAUUGGUGAUACGGACCUAGCUGGAAUGAGCAGUGAGCAGGUGGCACAAGUUCUGAGGCAAUGUGGAAAUCGAGUGAAACUGGUAAUUGCAAGAGGUCCAAUUGAGGAACCACCUCCACCAGCAGUCCCACCAGGUACACCAGUACCAACCUCCACACCAGAGAAACAGGCAGUUGCUUCUGUUGAUAGCUGUGAAGAUGGAGAGAAAUUUAACGUUGAGCUGACUAAAAACAACCAGGGAUUAGGAAUAACUAUUGCUGGUUACAUUGGAGACAAAACGUCAGAACCUUCUGGUAUCUUUGUGAAAAGCAUUACAAAAGGCAGUGCUGUGGAACAUGAUGGCAGAAUUCAUGUUGGAGAUCAAAUUAUAGUUGUGGAUGGAACAAAUCUUCAGGGUUUUACUAACCAGCAAGCAGUUGAUGUUUUGCGGCACACGGGACAAACGGUUCGGCUCACUUUGAUCAGAAGAGGGCUUAAGCAGGAAAAUCAUAUUCAGCCCCAGGAGGACUUCAGUGCUGCUGUUGAAAAGGACUUACUGUUCCAAACAAUGGAUAGUAGCACAGCCGAAGGUAACAGCGAAACAGAACCAGAAUCUCCAUCACUGCCAUGCAGUGCCAGUGUGGUAAAUAUUGGAGAGGACAUGAAACAACAGGAAGCAGAUUUCCAGCUAACUACUACAGAAGAAACAACUACAAAGGCAAAGUGGCAGAGGAUUAUGGGUUCGAAUUAUGAAAUAGUGGUGGCUGUUGUUAACAAAUUUAGUGAAAGCAGUGGACUAGGGAUAAGCCUUGAAGCUACAGUGGGACAUCAUUUCAUCAGAUCUAUCUUACCGGAGGGGCCAGUUGGACGAAGUGGCAAGCUGUUCAGUGGAGAUGAGCUGCUGGAAGUGAAUGAGAUCUCUUUGCUUGGAGAAAAUCACAAGGAUGUGGUCAAUAUCUUGAAGGAACUGCCUAUUAAGGUGACAAUGGUGUGCUGUCGUCCAGUAGCUCCACCCAUCGCUCACCCAGAAGUACUGGAGGGACUAAGUCUAUCUGAGGUUCAGCUCACAAAAAAGGCUCACGUAGAACUUGGAUUCAUUGGCUCCUCAGACACAGAAGGAACAGCUUUGGAAAUAACUGACGAGGGUCAGAGUAUGGAAGAGGUGCAAAGCUCGUCUUUGGCCAUGUGGGAAACAGAAGUACAGCACAUUGAACUGGAGAAAGGGAGUAUGGGACUUGGAUUUAGCAUAUUGGACUACCAGGAUCCUGUUGAUCCAGCAAACACUGUAAUUGUGAUUCGCUCAUUAGUUCCUGGGGGUGUGGCCGAGCAAGAUGGCAGACUUCUUCCUGGAGAUCGGCUGAUGUUUGUCAACGAUAUCAACUUGGAAAAUGGCAGCCUGGAGGAAGCAGUACAAGCACUGAAAGGAGCCCCAACAGGAAUAGUUAAAAUAGGAGUUGCCAAACCAUUGCCUGUGGACUCCAGCGAGGCAGAUCUAGUGGAUGAGUCCACCUUUGCAUCGCAGUAUUCUCUGGAGGGUGACGUCUUCCAGGCUUCAAUGAUAGCUCUGCAUGGCAGUGCCAGCAGCGGUGACCUGAACUUCAGCUUCUCUCUUCCAUUGCCAACUCCCAAGUCCAUUGGAGAGGACCAUUCAAAUGCUGCAGCUGAUUGCUGUGUAUCUGACAAGAAUCUGUACAAUAUGGAUCUGAAUCAGAGCGUGAGAGAGCAAAAGUCUGUAGUGGAUAAUAGUCUUGAAACUGCAACUGAUUUUCCUAAAAAGGAUCUUCUGUCUUUGGAUGUUUCGGAUAUCAACCAAAAUGAAAGCGAAAACAUAGCAACAUGGACUGGAUCUCAGACAACAGCAGAAAUUGCACUAAGUACAAACAUUGCUACUGCCACGCAGCUUGAUCCCACUGGAAAUGAUCAAGUGCUUUUAAUGGAAAAGAGAUGCCCAGUAUCUUUGGAGGGAAGUUCCACAGCCCCAAAUUCGGUGAAAAACGUGUAUGAGAAGACAAUCACUAUUGCAAAAGGCAAUUCAAGUCUAGGGAUGACGGUAAGUUCCAAUAAAGAUGGCUCAGGAAUGAUAGUCCGCAGCGUCAUCCAUGGAGGCUCAAUAAGUCGUGAUGGACGGAUUGGUGUGGGGGACUGCAUCCUGUCCAUUAAUGAAGAGUCAACCACUAACUUAACCAAUGCACAAGCCCGGGCUAUGCUCAGGAGGCAUUCGCUCAUUGGACCAGAUAUAAAAUCUUCUCCAGCACCUGCUGAUGAUCAGGCCCUCUGUUAUGUUAUUACGUAUGUGCCAGCAGAACAUUUAGACGAGUACAGGGCCAGUUUGGGACAACAGGCAGAGGGAGCUGUGCCACUUGAACUUUUUGCUUCACAUACUGUCAGCAGGGAACUGCCAGAGCUUCCAGAACGUGAAGAAGGAGAGGGAGAAGAAAGUGAACUUCAAAAUGCAGCUUUCAGUAACUGGAACCAGCCCAGAAAGGUUGAACUCUGGAGGGAGCCCAGCAAGUCGCUGGGAAUCAGCAUUGUUGGAGGACGAGGGAUGGGGAGCCGCCUGAGUAAUGGAGAAGUGAUGAGAGGGAUCUUUAUCAAGCACAUCCUGGAAGACAGCCCAGCUGGCAAAAACGGAACGCUGAAAACUGGAGAUCGGAUCGUGGAGGUGGAUGGAAUUGACCUCAGAGAUGCCAGCCAUGAACAAGCUGUGGAAGCCAUACGGAAGGCAGGCAAUCCUGUAGUCUUUAUGGUACAGAGCAUUAUAAGCAGACCAAAGCCAGAGUCUCUUUAUAACCCUUCUUCAGCUUCUGCUCCCCGUGGGCAGAAAACUACUAACCCAUUUUAUCGUCAGUCAUCUAAGAGCCCUUCCCUGCCUCUCUCGCAGAACAGUCUUUUCUGUAGGCCAGCUCUCUUCAGCAGCACUAACCCCUUUGCUGAUGCUUCGCAGUUCAACACUAACAAGGAGGUAUCGAAUCCAGUUAGGGUUACCUUCCGUUGUUCCCCAACUAACCCUUUUGCUCCCACACCGUUCAAGGCAUUUGGUCAGUCUGAUUUAGAGCCAGAAAAGACUUCGCUUUGUAACUUGCCUCUGCCCCCUCCUUCACCAUUUUCAGGAAUGAGCUAUGACGCUACACAGUCAUCUUCCAGCAGAGUCCCAGAGGAUGUGGAGAAGGAGGAUGAGUUUGGUUAUAGCUGGAAAAAGAUCAUGCAGCGCUAUGGAAAUCUACCGGGAGAGCUACACAUGAUUGAGCUGGAAAAAGGAAGGACAGGCCUGGGACUUAGUCUUGCUGGUAACAAAGACCGUUCCAGGAUGAGUGUCUUUAUAGUGGGAAUUGAUCCAAAUGGAGCAGCUGGCAAAGAUGGCAGGUUACACAUUGCAGAUGAGUUACUAGAGAUAAAUGGGCAAAUACUCUAUGGAAGGACUCAUCAGAAUGCUUCCUCAAUAAUCAAAUGUGCGCCAUCUAAAGUAAAAAUAAUCUUUAUCAGAAGUAAAGAUGCAGUAAAUCAGAUGGCUGUUUGCCCUUCAAAGUCAGUAGAGGGUUCACAGUGCGCUUCAGGGACACUUCAACAUCAAGAGAUUGAUAUCGGUGCUGCAAACUCCAGUGCUUGUUCUGACUUCAGUUCAUGUAAAAACAUUCAGUAUGUGGAACUUCCUAAGGAUCAAGGAGGCUUUGGAAUUGCCAUUAGUGAAGAAGACACAGUUAAUGGAGUAGUUAUUAAGAGUUUAACAGAUCAUGGUGCAGCGGCAAAGGAUGGACGAAUCAAAGUUGGAGAUCAGAUCCUGGCAGUGGAUGAUGAAAUUGUUGUGGGAUAUCCAGUAGAAAAGUUUAUUAGUCUCCUGAAGACAUCCAAAACUAUGGUGAGGCUUACGAUCAACUCAGCAGAGACGGAUAGCCUGGCUUCAGCACCAGUCCCUUCCAGCACUGCCCCAGCAGAAAGGAGAAACAUGCAGCUGCCAACAACUGCCCCCUCUUCCAGCUCACCAGAACCAGAACCAGUCAAAAACACAAGCAGAUCUUCAACUCCAGCCACAUUAGCCUCUGACCCAGCUACUUGUCCCAUCAUUCCUGGAUGUGAAACAACCAUUGAUAUCUCGAAAGGACGGACUGGUCUUGGUCUGAGCAUUGUUGGAGGAGCAGACACUUUGCUGGGAGCAAUCAUUAUCCAUGAAGUAUAUGAAGAAGGAGCAGCAUCUAAAGAUGGGAGACUGUGGGCUGGGGACCAGAUAUUGGAGGUCAAUGGGAUUGACCUCAGGAAUGCCACACAUGAUGAGGCAAUAAAUGUCCUCCGACAAACUCCCCAAAAAGUUCGUCUGACUGUGUACAGAGAUGAGGCCCAGUACAAGGAGGAAGACAUGUAUGAUGUACUCAAUAUAGAGCUCCAGAAGAAGCCUGGCAAAGGCCUUGGCCUCAGUAUUGUUGGGAAAAGAAAUGAUACGGGGGUGUUUGUGUCAGACAUCGUGAAAGGAGGAAUAGCAGAUACAGAUGGGAGACUGAUGCAAGGAGACCAGAUAUUGACAGUGAAUGGAGAAGAUGUUCGAAAUGCUAACCAGGAGGCUGUUGCAGCUUUGCUAAAGUGUUCAUUAGGUACAGUAAGACUAGAGGUCGGAAGAAUAAAAGCUGGUCCAUUCCACUCCGAGAGGAGAACAUCCCAGAGCAGCCAGGUCAGCGAAGGAAGUGCCAGUCUUUCAUCGUUCAGUGUCCCAGUUUCUGGGUCCAGUGCUCCUGAGGUCUUUGAAAGUGGUCUAAAGAAGAAUACCACAACUUCUGAAAUACAGGGACUAAGAACAGUUGAAAUAAAAAAGGGCCCUGCAGAUUCACUAGGAGUGAGCAUUGCUGGAGGUGUAGGAAGUCCUCUUGGAGAUGUUCCUAUAUUUAUUGCCAUGAUGCAUCCAAAUGGACUUGCAGCUCAGACUCAGAAACUCAGAGUUGGGGACAGGAUUGUUAGCAUCUGUGGAACAUCUACUGAGGGCAUGACUCACUCCCAAGCUGUUAGUCUCUUAAAAAAUGCUUCAGGCACUAUUGAGCUGCAGGUUGUAGCUGGAGGAGAAGUGAGUGUCAUAACUGGUCAGCAGCAAGAUCCACCUACGUCCAGUCUUUCAUUUGCGGGACUAACUUCAACCAGCAUUUUUCAGGAUGAUUUAGGACCUCCUCAGUACAAGACCAUUACUCUGGAUAGAGGACCAGAUGGCCUGGGCUUUAGUAUUGUGGGCGGUUAUGGCAGUCCCCAUGGAGACUUGCCCAUCUACGUGAAGACGGUGUUCGCGAAGGGUGCAGCAGCAGAAGAUGGACGCCUGAAGAGAGGGGAUCAAAUCAUUGCUGUGAAUGGGCAGAGUUUAGAAGGGGUGACCCAUGAGGAAGCGGUUGCUAUUCUGAAAAGGACAAAAGGAACAGUCACCUUGACUGUUUUGUCAUGAACUGUCUGCUCAAAAGGGGUAGGAUGCUUAAGACUAUAUUAUUUGCAUUCCGGAUAGAAAAGAGAAUGGAAAUGUUUAUAUAGCCUUAUUGCUUUUCCAGCUUCACUGGACUGUGUUACAACACUGCGGAAAAAUAACAUUUAACCAUAUUUUUGUAUACACUAGAAGUAUUUCUUUUACUGUCAAACCACUGGGAUGGAGUCAUGUCAACUGUGGAAAGACGGGGAUAUUUUUCAUAUUAGUAUUAUAAUGAAUGCUUGUAAGCUACUAAAAAAGAAAAAAAAAGGCAUGUUUGCAUUAAUAACUACACAACAAAACUGGGAUGUUUUGCUAAGAGGUUUUGGAUAUUUGAAAUAUGUUGGAAAAAUUAUAAAGUCACCAAGUCAACGAGGGGGUAGCAUGGGCAGCAGUAGAAAACAGAAAUCAGGUUAUUGAAGAAAGAAAGUGUUAACAAAAUAGGGAAUUUUGGGAAAAGUAUGGAAUCUGGAGGCAGAUGAUUAAUGGUCUUAGAUGGUUUUUUGCAUUAUUUCACCAUUCCCAAGUAGAAGGAGCAGGGUAGGUGACUUGGGUGGGUUAUUUUGCUUGUCUGUUGGGGUGUUUAAAUCACGGUGUAUCAAAAAAAAAAGACAACUGUGUUUCAGUUUGGCCUAGGUUUGAGGGUUUGGGGUGUAUUUUUUUUUCAGACAGGUUUGUGUAUGUUUUUGUUUUGGAAGGAGAGGACUUGUUCUCAGGGCUGAAAAAUCCAUUUGCUAGUGGAAACUACUGGUGAAUGAGAAUGCCCAGCCACUGCGGUAUAAGAGAACUAGACUUUCCUUUAUAGUAGUAGUGUUUUCUAGUAUUUAUGGGUGUGAAAACAACUUUCCGACUAUGAAAUGUUCAUAAGUGAAGGUUGUCCUCUUCCAGUGUGCAAGAUUAACUACAGGCUCAGUGCAGAGGUUUCUGCAAGCUGCUUGAAUCAGAGCCAAGAACAAACCACUCAGGGCAGGUUUACCUACCUGCAGCCAGAGAUUUGUGGAUAAGCCAAGGUGGAAAAAAUGGAUAUUAUGGUGUUGCUGUCAUUAUCAGUAGCAGCUGAGGUGGAGUCCUCCUUGGACUGAGGAGGUCUAAACCCAGUAGUAAAGCGCUGAAAAUCCUUCCCAGUGGAGGUGAGUAGUUAAAGACAGCAGUGCAGGUCUUUCUGAAUCUGCAUUAGGCAGAAGAGGAGAUUUAAGGGCUGAAAAUAUUGUUUGGGGAUUAUUAAUUUUAGACGCACAAAUACAAGACAGUGUCUAGUAAAUACAAUGCAACCACGGAGCUGUUCUUUAGGCAGCAGUGUGGCUGAUCAGUUUAUUAAAGUACUCAGUCUCCUAAGCUGGGAUACUCACUAAAACUGUCCAAAAACCGCACUCACUGAAACCCUUAGCAGAUUGUAGUCUGCCUUUGCCUCUGCUCCUUCAAACUGGCUCUUAGGAAUCGGGCAGAUAAAGCACACUUUGCCCGUGGUUUACCUUUCAGCAGAGGAAUUUUACCAAGUCUUUUGAGGGAGAAAGAUACCUAGCUAAUUAGCAUGCUAACUAGCAGCAAGACCCUUUGUGUUAAUUAGCAAAAAAAUGGUAAGAAAAGGCCACCAUGUCAGUUUUCAUUUAAGAGAAGUCUGAACUGGAAGUGCAGGCAAUGGUAAGGCUGUUAUCAGGGGAAGAUAAAAAAGACUAGCAUUUGUUGUAGUCAGACAAAAAACAGUAUUAGGAAUGUCUGUGAAAUAGUAUUAACAGGUGAUAGGUAUGUCUAAGUGAACUAACUGAAAAACCGCACUGUUUUGUCUCUUUAACAAUUCUAGAAGUUACACUGUGAUAUGGUAAGAUGAAAGAAAACAGAUGGUAUUGUUUCUGGAUGCUGUUGUUAUCUAAUUGCUCUUCUAUACUUAUGCCUUGGUUAGAGCGAGAAAUGCCUACAUUAGAGUAUGUAAAGUCACUUUAAAUAGUAUCUAUAUUUGUAACAGAAGUAGUGUACAGAUAUUUUGUUACUGCUGUUGUGUCUAAACAGAGGAUUUAAGUGAAUAAAUUCCAAACUGUCAUGAUCAAGAAAUAAAAUUGCAGAUGUGUUUCUGGUUCCUUUACAA